AUGGCGGGUAAGUUCAGGAUUGAGGAAGAGGAAGACGAUGUACUAAAACCCAAGGAGCCCCAGGUCUCUUCUCUAGACCCCGAGGAACGAAAGGCUGCUAGGAGCCUUCGUAUUAAACGCAGGCAGGAUGCGCUUAAGAAGGCGGAGUUGCCACCCGAAGACGCUGCGCAAGCACUGAUAGAAGAUGCGACUCUCACGGAGAAGGCGACAGUGGAAGCAGCAGAAUAUCUACAGCGGAGUGGGCUGGAGGGCGCCGCCAAAGUCACCAAUGUCAAAGUUACGACUGAUGAAAGGGAGGUGAUCCGGCGACAUGUUUGCGCUGCGGCCGCGUUAGCUACGCAAGAGAAAAUAGAAGACGAUGCUGCUGAAACCCAACUCCAAUAUGUAGCUAUAACACAGAACUGGGAGGCAAUGCUAAAAAUACAAGAUCCCCUAGAUAUAGACGCUGCAAUAAAAGAGCAGAAAAAUAGAUGUGACGGACUAUUGAAAAUAAAAGACAGUCUCAUUACCAAACUUAAAGGGGACCUGAAGAGGAUGGAUGACGAUUAUUAUGUGGACUUGCAAAAACAAGAUAACGAUAUAAAAGAACUGUCUGAAAGAAUAGAAAAGCAAAUAACAAUAAUGCAAAGAGCUUACGAUAAACAGCUCAAUUUAAUCGAAUCCGCUAUGAACGUCGAACGUGAGGCAAUGGUGAACCAUAACAACAAACGCUGGGACGCCCUUUAUAAGCAGAGAGACAAAGAGGAGCUACAACACAUCGAUUACAAGUUUGCUAAGUUAGAGGAGCACAAAGAAGAAAUAGAGCUUAUAAUGUGGGACCACUAUGAAAAAUAUCGCACGUCAAAAGUGGAGCUUGAAACGUUAACUCAAGAGCUACAGAAAGAAUUAGAGAAGCUAAAAGCCACUUGCCUGAUCAACACUGAGAAGAUUGGAUAUAAUUACCAGGUUCUAAAAAAACGUGAAGAAGAAAACGUGUUCGUGCGAUCUCAGCAAAAACGUAAGCUGAACAAGAUGACGGACAUUGCAAAUGGUCUGCGUAAUAAAAUACGGAAAGCGUCAUCUGAUGGAGCUGACGAAGAGAUGAGAGCUGACGCUGAGAUCAACAAGCUCAUGCAAUUGAUGGAAGACCUUGAAAAGAAAUCGAGACACUUCGCGGAUGUCAAUAAUUAUAAGUUUAUACAAGUAUGGCGUAUGUCGACAUCGCGUUGCUUAGCACUAUCACAGGAACUGCGCUCUACCGAGAUCGCGUUGCACACGCACGUACUGGCCGAGAUGCCGCCACCUGCGCCCCCGCCGCCGCCACACUCGCCCUUCAUUAAAAAUGUGGAUGAAACAGAGUACGAGCAGCCACGUAGUGUAGUCAAUAGUGAGAUCUCCAAGCAACAUUUAUCUGUUUCAAAGGAUAAACUGGUUCGUCAUAUAAUGCAAUUAGUGGCGGAUAACACUGGUUUCUUAGUUGAAGAUCGCUUGCUGACGCUCAUUGCAAAGUACCCGCUCACUUCGAGGAAUCUCUGCACUUUGGAUGCUAUUUUCAUGGCACUAGAAAUCUCAGCCGAGGAAGACAUAGAACUAUUGUGCAACACGUUCCUCAACUACGCGUUCUGUCCGAUAUGUGUAGGCAUGGAAGAUGGAGCCACGUCUGAUUACGUGGAUCCAUCCGUGUCGGCUGAUGGACAACCUAUUCGGGGUCGAGCAUCAUCUGUCCGAGCGAGGGCAAGUAUAGCCAGGAGUAUGUCCACUAGUACAUCUCGAUCUGUUCACGUUGGCUUCAGAGGCCACGAACUUACACCAGAAGAUCAGAUGUUAGUUUCUGAGGCUGAUGAAAUAAUAUUGAGAGUUGGAGAUCCGCAAGCCCCGCAGGCGAUGACAGGUGCCGCGUCAGAUGCAGGCGGAACUAUGGCAGCGCGUCGCGGUGGCCCGAGGGGUGUGACUGUCACAUCGCAGCAUGACAUAGCCCAGAUCGCUCCCAUAGACCCAUACCGCUGCCCUGAGCGUGACAGAAUCCAUGACGAAGUGGUAACGCUCCGUCGUCGAAACGCAGCAUUACGACGUAUAGUGCGCGGCUCGCUCCCAACUGAGCUACCGCCCAUCAAGCCGCCGCAGUAUACCGGACCGUACCCCGCAGCCUUUACGUCUACAGUGGAAGACCUGACGAAUCCGACACUCCCGAAACUUUAA
Molecule: messenger RNA, 2178 nt
Organism: Hyposmocoma kahamanoa
Lineage: Eukaryota; Metazoa; Arthropoda; Insecta; Lepidoptera; Cosmopterigidae
Product: dynein regulatory complex protein 1
Exons: 14
Coding region: 1-2178 (725 amino acids)
Biological process (GO): axonemal dynein complex assembly; regulation of cilium movement; cilium-dependent cell motility
Cellular component (GO): axoneme; axonemal dynein complex
Source: RefSeq, a predicted model, not a curated record